This is a messenger RNA of Neltuma alba, 939 nucleotides long. RefSeq lists its product as uncharacterized. The record is from RefSeq and is a predicted model, not a curated record. The transcript has 6 exons. Lineage: Eukaryota; Viridiplantae; Streptophyta; Magnoliopsida; Fabales; Fabaceae. Bases 1 to 939 code for a protein of 312 amino acids.
AUGGGCUUAAAAGUAUGCUGUUUAGUCGGUCAGUCUCUGGUUCGGAAAUGGAGGACUUGGUCUCGCAAUCCGGUAUCUUUGUGGGUUCGGAGCUUACGAUCAAAGGCUGCUUUGGAAGCCAUUGCUAAAGCUUCGGAAGAGAGAGUUCCCGGUGUUGCGCUCUACAAUUAUCCCUCUUUUUCUGGAGCUUACUCGGCUCUUUUUGCUCACCUCUUCCGCACUUAUCAUAAUAUCCCGUGCCUUAUUUUGCCUUUCUCUUCUGUUGAGCCUCUCAGGGUUGAAGAUCUGAACAUUGAAGGCCUUGAGACAUGUUAUCUACUUGACUUUCUUUGUCCAAAAGAGUUUCUUUUGAAACUUUCACAGCAAUUAGAAUGCAAGGUUAUUGGGUUUGAUCACCAGAAAUCAGUACUUCCAUGUAUUCCCGAUGUCAAUGAUUGCCCUGGGAAUCUCACUCUUCAUGUAAACCUUGAAAAGAGUAGCUCCAGUGCUGUUUAUGAAUACUUUUCUGCCAAACAUGGAGAUAUUACAGUUCCUGAUCAUGCGGCUCCAAGUUUGCAGGACUCAAAAGUAAGAGAUCGUGUGGAACUUGUUCUCAAAUAUAUUGAGGAUGGAGACCUUCGUCGGUGGAGCUUGCCCAACAUCAGGGCCUUUAACUUUGGAAUGGGUGAAUGGCGCUCAAGAUUCAAUUGCAUUGCUAAUCCAUACAUGUAUGAGCAGUUGCUGGAGUUAACUGCUGAAGAUUUAGUUGCUAAAGGAAACUCACAUCUGUCAUCCCGCCAGAGUGCUGCAAAUAAGUUACUGGGAAAAUUUUUCAGGGUUCGGCUGGGUAGAGGAUUUUAUGGAGAGUGUCUGGGAGUCAGGGCAGAUGAGAACUCAAAUUUAAGUGAAGAAAUCGGCAAGCUCCUGAGCGUCAAGAGUGCUGCUGCUGGUCUAAGGUAA